UAUCGCACGAUUCUCAGGGAGGGGAAGAUUCUCAGGGAUUGCACGGUUCUCAGGGAGGGGAAGAUGGAGAAGAGAAGAACAAAGUUGAAUUUCCACCUUGUUGACUUUAGAGCGAGUUUUGUACUCUACACGCAUACCAAUAGCGUCUCGAAGUUAUUCUCCGGAGUCGAUAUGGACGAUCUCUCUCUCACAUUUCUGUUUCUGAUUCACACGGCCGACUGUUUCAACGUAUUCGUGUUCAUCCCGUAGAUUUUUUAAGAAAGAGGGAUGAUUUGAAGAUGAAGGUGAACGGAUUAACUUCUACGAAGAUCUAGCUUCCGAUUUCUUGUUUCUCGAUCGAUAAGACAGAGGACGAUGCAGUGAACAUGUUGGAGAAAUUUUACUUGGUGACUGAACUUAAAAUUCCCCUUACACGGUAAUUUUCUUAUGCGUGCUCAAGAAUUGAGCACUUUGAGAGUUUUCCUGGUAGGGAUGUGAAAAUUGGUCUCUAGCAAACACAUUCUCUAACAACAGAAGUUAACAACAGAAGUUAACGAUUAUAUGUAACGGGAUAAAGCGGACAGUAUCUACUGACAGUUAAAUUUGUUAUCGAUGAUAUCAGAGCGUGGAUAGUCUGACCGGUGUGACAGCGAUGACAUUGGGUCUUCAAGAAGGGCCAAGAAUACUUCUCGUCUCCUCUCUUUUAUAAUCCGUCGGCGUUGACCAAGUGCAAGUGGCGGGGAAGAUGGAGAAGAAAAGAACAAGAUUGCAUCCCGUUGACUGUAGUUCGUGUUCUGUAGUUAUCUUCAUACUCGCCAAUGGCGUCUCGGAGCUCUCUCUCAGUCCGGAAAUUGACGAUCCCUCUUAGCUUUCUGCUUCUGGUUCACUCCGUUCACUGUUUCAAUUUAUUUGGCAUUCGCCCAGUGGAUUUCAAGAAGGGGGAUGAAUUGAAAGUGAAGGUGAAAGGAUUAACUUCUACGAAGACCCAGCUUCCAAUUUCGUAUUAUUCACUUCCGUUCUGUCGUCCCAACAAGAUACAGGGCGAUGCAGAGAAUCUUGGAGAAAUUUUGCUUGGUGAUCGAAAGGACAAUUCCCCUUAUGAGGCCAAAAUGAUGGAGUUUCAGCUGUGCAAUAUUGUAUGUCGGAUUACACUCGAUGAAAAAGGAGCUAAAGCGUUGAAGGAGAAGAUUGAGGAUGAUUAUAUGGUUCAUAUGACCCUCGAUAGCCUUCCUCUGGUUCGUCCGAUCAGAAUUUUUGAACACGAAUCUCCUUUUACCUAUCAGCUUGGAUUUCAUAUGGGGCUUAAAGGGUAUUAUCCUGAGGAAAAAGCUGAGAAAUACUUCAUCUACAACCAUUUGGCAUUUACUAUCAAAUAUCAUGUAGAUACACAAUCAAAUUCUACUAGAAUUGUGGGAUUUGAGGUUCAACCAUUCAGUGUCAAACACGAAUAUAAAGGGACAUGGAAAGAAAGGAAUACUCGUCUAUCGACUUGUGAACCAAAAUGGAAGGCUAUGGUUCUUAACUCCGAUGGUCCUCAGGAGGUCGAGGAGGGAAGGGAAAUCAUUUAUACUUACAAUGUCGAGUAUCAGGAGAGUGAUGUGGAUUGGCCAUCCAGAUGGGAUGCCUAUCUUGCCACGAGGGAUGACCAAACGCAUUGGUUCUCGAUACUGAACGGUUUAGAGUCUAUUCUUGUGAUCUCUGGCAUACUGGCUGUCAUUGUGUGGCGGAUUUACCGUGAUAUUUUUAAUUACAAUGAUCUUGAGACCCAAGAUAGAGUUCAGAAAGAGACAGGAUGGAAACUCAUCCAUGGGGACGUUUUCAGGCCACCGUGUAAUUCGGAUCUCCUUUGCGUCCAUGUUGGAACCGGAGUUCAGAUUCUUGGAAUGAUUCUUGGAACUAUGUUUUUGGCCAUCCUGGGACUCCUCUCCCCUUGUAAUAGGGGCGAUCUUAUUACAACCAUGCUCGUGCUCUGGAUCUUCACGAGCCUCUGCGCUGGUUACGUGUCUGCUCGUCUUUAUAAGAUGUUUAAUGGUACAGAUUGGAUGAAAAUUGCCAUUAAGACGGCCUUCACGUUUCCGACUAUCAUCUAUAUAAUCUUCUUCAUGUUAAACGCUCUCUUAUGGGGUCAGCAAUCAUCUGCAGUAGUGCCAUCUUGGGCAAUGCUUGUUCUUGAGUUUCUAUGGGUUGGAAUCUCUGCUCCACUUGUUUUUGUGGGAAGUUACGUUGGAUUCAAGAAGGAAGCAAUUGAGAAACCUGUGAAGAUCAACUCACUUCACAGGCAAAUCCCAAGACAGUCCUGGUACAUGAACCCGAUCUCCAUCGUCUUGAUCGGAGGGUUACUCCCCUUUUCAACCGUCUUCAUUGAGUUGUCGUUUAGCCUUAGCGCAACUUGGCUAAAUCAAUUUUAUUGGUUCUUUGGCUUCCACUUGCUGGUUUUCGUCAUCCUUGCUGUGACUUGUGCUGAAAUAUCCAUCAUGCUUUGUUAUUUACAGUUAUGCAGGGAGGACUAUCGCUGGUGGUGGCGAUCGUACAUAACAUCGGGUUCGGUUGCUCUUUACCUCUUCCUCUACUCAAUGGCGUACUUCUCCAAGUCCCUGGAGAUGACCAAGCUUGUUUCUGUGGUAUUGUACAUAGGAUACAUGCUAGUUGCUUCAUAUGCUUUCUUUGUGCUAACAGGUACCAUUGGAUUCUUUGCAUGCUUUUGGUUCACAAGAGUUAUAUAUUCCUCUGUGAAAUUUGAUUAGCAUGGUUUUUUUUUUCCUUUUUGUUCUCUCUUUUCUUUGAUUUUAGCGGUUGAUUGACAUUUUUUUUUGUGUAUCAAACUUGGGAAGCUGAAGUUUCAUGCAGUAGAACUGUUUGAACUUAUAACU
Cucurbita pepo subsp. pepo (vegetable marrow) is the source of this 2849-nucleotide messenger RNA. Lineage: Eukaryota; Viridiplantae; Streptophyta; Magnoliopsida; Cucurbitales; Cucurbitaceae. The record is from RefSeq and is a predicted model, not a curated record.